Molecule: messenger RNA, 766 nt
Organism: Tinamus guttatus (white-throated tinamou)
Lineage: Eukaryota; Metazoa; Chordata; Aves; Tinamiformes; Tinamidae
Source: RefSeq, a predicted model, not a curated record
GCGCCCCCGCGCCCCUCAGGAUGCCUUCAAUUAAACUGCAGAGUUCAGAUGGAGAAAUCUUUGAAGUUGAUGUUGAAAUUGCAAAGCAGUCUGUGACUAUAAAGACUAUGCUGGAAGAUCUGGGAAUGGAUGAUGAAGGUGAUGAUGACCCAGUCCCUCUUCCGAACGUUAAUGCUGCUAUUUUAAAAAAGGUGAUUCAGUGGUGCACCCAUCACAAAGAUGAUCCACCUCCUCCUGAGGAUGAUGAGAACAAAGAAAAAAGAACAGAUGACAUCCCUGUGUGGGAUCAAGAAUUCCUGAAAGUAGACCAAGGAACACUCUUUGAACUGAUCCUGGCUGCAAAUUACCUUGACAUCAAGGGUUUGCUUGAUGUCACAUGCAAGACAGUUGCAAACAUGAUCAAGGGGAAGACUCCAGAAGAAAUUCGCAAGACAUUCAACAUUAAGAAUGACUUCACUGAGGAGGAAGAAGCACAGGUACGUAAAGAGAACCAGUGGUGUGAAGAGAAGUGAAGAAUUGUGCCUGAUUCUCAAACACUGUAAGGAUUGUUCCAAAUACUAGUUGCACUGCUCUGUUCAUAAUUGUUAAUAUUAGACAAAUGCAGCAGCAAAUGAAGUUGUGUUAGCAGGAUCUUGUUCCCUUUGCAUGUGUAGUGUUUUUUGGGUACAAAUUUAAAUUCUCUGAGUUUUUACUAGUGUAAUUGGAUGUCUUUUUACUUUACUCUGCAAUGAAUAAAACUGAAUUAAGUGUGGAUUCUCUAUGGAAA